UGCAUUUUAGUAGUUCGUGAUUUUCAACCAUCUUACUCGUAUUUAUGUGUACGUUUUCACAAUGCCCUGUCGUCUGCACUCUGUGGCGAACCACACAACCAAUCAACAAAUGCCCUGCCGCCUGCACUCUGUGGCGAAUCAAAUAACCAAUCAACAAAAGGUACUGGUUGCAUUCAAGGAGCGAAACUACCCGGCGAACCAAAUAACCAAUCAACAAAAGCUACUGAUCGCUUUCAAGGAACGAAAAUACAACGAGUUCAGCACGCUGAUAAAAUACCCAGACAUCAAAGUCGAUCACUUCUACGCAGCUCCAGAAAAUGGUACGUUACUCGACUUGGUUUGUCGAUCGAGCGGAAAUGGCGGAUACGCUUCGAUUCUCAUACUAAACGGAGCUUCGAUCUGGCUGCAAAAUCAUGUAACCGGUAAAUACGCUUUGGACGAAGCCAUCGCUAAUUCGGAUCCGAAUACGAUGCAGCAACUCAGCAUGGCUUUGCGAAAACAAAUGACUACAUUGGGUACCGAAUCAGCUAGUGAACUAAUGCAUACAGCUGUAGAAAAAAAUGACGUCGCCAUGAUGAAGUUUAUAGCCAACUGUUUUCCUCGAACAACCGAAACCGAAUAUAAUCCACAAGCUCCACACUUGGAGUUGCUUGAAGGAAGCAUCGAAGCAGUCAGAGUGUUCAUCCAGUACUUCGAUAUAGAUAUGGAAAUCCACAUUGAUUCUCAAGGCUAUGCCAGCAGCUGUCGCGAAAUAAUUCUGCAGAGAUACCCCGAACUAGAGCCAGAGCUCCCAGUACCAUCAAUUGGCCACCUACGCAACAUUCUGUUCUCUUAUUUGCGUCGUGGUCUUACUGAUUUGUUCCUGGAUCGAGCUUCGGAAGUGGAUACAGACACUUUGAAUGAUCGUUUCAAAGACAGCCACGCUGAUAAUGACAAAACGUAUUUGCACGUGGCUUGCGAAUACAACCAGUUAAACGUCGUACAGGCCUUGUUGAGAAGAAAAGUCCAUCUUAAUCAGCUCGCUCGAGAUUCCGGCGACUAUAAAAAGAAAGCAACUCCGAUAAUGAUGGCUGCUUUCAAAGGCCACUACGAAAUCGUCAACGAAUUACUCGGAAUACCCAAAGUUGACCUGCAAAUCGAAGGAAUCGGUUCGGUUCUGCAUUCGGUGAUACGUGGCAUGAACAUGCAGCCAGGUCCAGGAGAUAAUCAUCGUAUGAUUUUGAAAUUGCUGCUGGAUCACGGAUUUCCAAAAUCUCAUCGAUUGAAUGUAGAUCAUUUGGACAACGACAAUCUGACCGCUCUUCAUUAUGCGAUUCCAUUCGAAAGCGAGUUCGCCAUCAGUUCACUGAUCAACGCUGGGGCCAAUUUAUACAUACGAGACUCAGAAGGUAGGCUUUUAUUGACUUCAAUUCCAGCUAGAAUUCUAGAGAAGUGUUUCGAUGAUUGUAUUCGUUACGUUUAUCCGAAAGAAAACGAGUGUUGUCCCCUGAAAUUUAAAAUCAGGUUCAACUACAACAUAUUCAGAAGAUUGAACCCAUCCGUUAGUCCAAAUUACGAAAUGCAAUUCUGGGAUUCGAUAGAACAAGAGCCCGAACUGAGGAAACUAUUCAAGCAUCCUCUUUCGAAAAGCUUCCUUUAUGUUAAAUGGUGCCUCGUUAAGAAAUACUACUGUCUGAAUUUAAUAUUCUAUUUAUUAUUUUGUUUAAUUCUGAGCACCUAUAUUUUUAAAAUCAAAGAGUGUGCGUCCUCGUCAUCAACUACUACAAAUAAUACUGGAAUAGAUGAGGAAAAAAAAUCAAUUCUGUGCAAUGUACCAUGCUUCCUACCGAUAACGCUGGUAUUUUACGUCAUCUUCAUUUUCCAAGAACUAUGCCAAUUUUCCCUCUCACUCCGGUGGUGUUUCUUGAAAAUCACGAUGAUCUUAAUCAUUGGUGUUUUCUUCGCAAAUGAAACAAAUUCUUAUCUGGCGGCAACUGUAAUGCUCAUGAUGUGGAUCGAGUUCGUAUUUUUACUCGGUAAAGUUCCAAUGCUCUCAAUUUACAUAGAAAUGUUCAAAACAGUGGCGUCGAAUUUCGCAAAAUUGUUCAUCCUGUACUCGAUUCUGGUCGUAUCGUUCACCUGCAGCUUUUUCAUUUUAUUUCACUAUAAAACCAACGAAUCGUCGCCAGUAAAUCGAAAAAACUGCAGCAAUUUGAUUAACACGUGGCAAGACCCUACAAUUUCGCUCAUCAAAUCGAUCAUAAUGAUGACCGGUGAAUUUGACGCAUCCAGUUUACCACUCGGUUCGAAUUUCAAUUACAGCUACGUGUUUUUCAUAUUUUUCAUUUUCCUCGUCACCAUAGUCCUUCACAAUUUGCUCAACGGGUUGGCCGUCAGCGAUACUAGAGCCAUUAUGCGAAACGCCGAAGUUGUCGCUCUCAUAUCUCGAGCCAAUCAAAUAUCGCAAUUAGAACGUCUGGUCGUCAGCAGCGCAUUUCGAUAUCUUUGUUCUUGUUUGCCCAAGUUCCUGUAUGUGGGAAAAAUCAGACACAAUAUAACACUCUCUAGUAGAAUGGAUAAAGAAAUGAUGAUUUUCGUACAUCCCGGCGAGAAAAACAAGAUAUCGGCUAGUUUUUUAUCCGAUGAAUACAUCGGGCAUCUACCAUCGACCAUUGUGAAACAAGCCAAACUAAUUUUAGAGAAACGAAAUCAGUCCAAAUCGACCAAAAAUCCGAACGAAGACCAGAAUAAUAUUGAAUUAGUUCGUCAGUUUGGAGAACAAAUACGUGAUUUGAAACACGAGAUGGAUGAUAUCAGGAAACUGCUCAAAUCGAUAGAGCAGACGAUCGUUACAUCCGAAGACAAUAGAUCAGAAAUUCAGAUUCAUUCUGAAGAUCUCCGCAACUCCGAAAUAUGCAACUGUGAAGGGUUAAACAUCCACAAAACGUGUUCAGACCAUCUCGAGGAACUUCGGUAAUUUUUUUAUAGAGCCCUACAUAUCUUCGCAACAAAAACAUUACGAAGUUGUGGAGCUUUUUCUGUGUGGAAAGUUUUGAUUUGUUAUCUUGUAACUUCAUUUCAACAUUCAUUCACAGAAUAUUACUAUCUCUAAUCUCUAUAGCCGAAUCAUCAUUCAUGUGUAUUUUCAUUUUCGCUAAUUUUUGUACGUUUCUGUUCUGUUGCAUUAAAAUUUAAAAUUAUU
Molecule: messenger RNA, 3181 nt
Organism: Planococcus citri (citrus mealybug)
Lineage: Eukaryota; Metazoa; Arthropoda; Insecta; Hemiptera; Pseudococcidae
Product: transient receptor potential cation channel protein painless-like
Exons: 1
Coding region: 62-2956 (964 amino acids)
Biological process (GO): monoatomic ion transport; transmembrane transport
Cellular component (GO): membrane
Molecular function (GO): protein binding; monoatomic ion channel activity
Source: RefSeq, a predicted model, not a curated record